Messenger RNA from Aspergillus heteromorphus CBS 117.55, 1227 nucleotides. RefSeq names its product D-mandelate dehydrogenase-like dehydrogenase. The transcript has 7 exons. The record is from RefSeq and is a predicted model, not a curated record. Bases 149 to 1144 code for a protein of 331 amino acids. Gene Ontology annotation, cellular component: cytosol. Gene Ontology annotation, molecular function: NAD binding; glyoxylate reductase (NADPH) activity; hydroxypyruvate reductase [NAD(P)H] activity. NCBI's taxonomy places the organism in Eukaryota, Fungi, Ascomycota, Eurotiomycetes, Eurotiales, Aspergillaceae.
CAAAUAAAUAAUGAAUAACCACCGGCUCAGCUUGAUUUCUCUUCUUUAUUUUCUCCUCGUUUCCUCCUCUUGCUGUAACCUCCGUACUGCACCCCUCCAUUGACUUGCUCCCCAUCACCUUCCUUCGCCUACCCCGCCCCCGCCCACCAUGCCCGCCGCACUUCUAAUCGGGGCCAUCACCCACUCGCGCAAAGAAUGGGAAGACCUAGCAUCCACGCUGACCUUGCAGGAGUUCCCCUCAGGGUCACGGGAAGAAUUCAUCCGCAACUGUCAGGCUGGACAGUACGACGAGGUGGAGGUGAUUUAUCGGUCUAAUACCUCGACAAAGUUCACUGGCCCGUUUGACGCCGAGCUGCUCGCCGUCCUGCCGAAAUCUCUCAAAUACAUCUGUCAUAAUGGUGCGGGGUACGAUAAUAUUGAUAUCUCGGCUUGUACGGAGAAAGGAAUCGCCGUCUCCUCCACCCCCGUCGCGGUCAACAAUGCCACCGCGGACGUGGGCAUCUUCUUGAUGAUCGGUGCGCUACGACAGGCGUAUGUUGCGCUAUCAGCCCUUCGAGAUGGACAAUGGCUUGGAAAGGCCACGCUUGGUCGUGAUCCCCAGGGAAAGGUGCUUGGGAUUUUGGGUAUGGGGGGGAUUGGUCGUGAAAUGGCAACCCGCGCACAAGCCUUCGGGAUGAAAAUCCAAUACCACAACCGAACGCGCCUAUCCCCCGAACUCGAAGGCACGGCGACCUACGUCUCCUUCGACGAGCUGCUCGCAAACGCCGACGUGUUGAGUCUGAACCUGGCCCUGAACGCAUCCACGCGCCAUAUCAUCGGCGAGACAGAGUUCCGCAAGAUGAAGGAUGGGGUUGUGCUUGUUAAUACCGCGCGGGGGGCGUUGAUUGAUGAGAAAGCGUUGGUUAGGGCGUUGGAUGAGGGGAAGGUCCUCUCUGCAGGUCUCGACGUCUACGAAAACGAGCCGGAAAUCGAGCCCGGGCUGGUGAACAAUCCCCGGGUGAUGCUGCUGCCGCACAUCGGGACGAUGACCUACGAGACGCAGCGGGAGAUGGAGCUGUUGGUGCUGAGUAACUUGCGGUCGGCGGUUGAGAAGGGGGAGAUGAUUACGUUGGUCCCGGAGCAGAAGAAGGUGUUUGGGAAGUGAAGAGAAGUAAGUAAAUGGAGGUAAAGGGAAGGGGUUUCUGCAGGGUGGAUAGGUGGAUCGUUUAUCUAUCUAUCUAUAUACAU